Molecule: messenger RNA, 3015 nt
Organism: Corythoichthys intestinalis (scribbled pipefish)
Lineage: Eukaryota; Metazoa; Chordata; Actinopteri; Syngnathiformes; Syngnathidae
Gene: gfpt2
Product: glutamine-fructose-6-phosphate transaminase 2
Exons: 19
Coding region: 119-2170 (683 amino acids)
Biological process (GO): UDP-N-acetylglucosamine metabolic process; protein N-linked glycosylation; fructose 6-phosphate metabolic process
Molecular function (GO): carbohydrate derivative binding; L-glutamine:D-fructose-6-phosphate transaminase (isomerizing) activity
Source: RefSeq, a predicted model, not a curated record
ACUGCCAGCGUGCUGUCCACACACCGAACACGAGAGAAACAGCAUCAUCACUCCCAUAGAGACCAUAGCACCGUUGUUUAACGUUUAGUAUCCAUAUUCAUCUAGGAGAGUUUGAGCCAUGUGCGGGAUUUUUGCUUACCUAAACCACCAAGUGCCUCGCACCAGGAAGGAGAUAUUUGAGACACUAGUGAAGGGAUUGCAGAGACUUGAGUACAGAGGCUACGAUUCAGCAGGCAUUGCUGUGGAUGGAAAAAGCAAAGAAAGCUCUGACAUCAAUGGCAAAGCAAUUUGUUUGAUCAAGAAGACAGGAAAGGUCAAGGCUUUAGAAGAAGAACUUAACAAGAAAGACAAUCUUGACCUGGAGGAGGAACUGUGUAUGCAUUUCGGCCUGGCUCACACUCGCUGGGCCACACACGGAGAGCCGAGCGCACUGAACAGCCACCCUCAUCGCUCUGACAACAAUAAUGAGUUCGUCGUCAUCCACAAUGGCAUCAUCACCAACUACAAAGAGCUAAGGGCCUAUCUGAUCACCAAGGGAUAUGAAUUUGAGUCCGAAACGGAUACAGAAGUGAUCCCGAAGUUGAUCAAAUACGUUUACGACAACCGGGAGGAUGACAGCAUUCGCUUCUCAACACUGGUGGAGAGGGUCAUUAAGCAGCUGGAAGGAGCUUUUGCUCUGGUGUUCAAAAGUCGCCAUUUCCCAGCAGAGGCUGUGGUUGCCAGAAGAGGAAGUCCGUUGCUUAUUGGCGUGCGAAGUGAAAACGAACUGUCAACCAAACACAUCCCGGUCCAGUACAAGAGUGCUCUCCAAAAGGACGGCAUCCAGGAAAUGAACAAUCAUAACCGUCGUGGUAGCACUAUUAACUCUGUAGGGGAUGGCAGCGCAGUGGAGUUUUACUUUGCAUCUGACGCCAGUGCCAUUAUUGAGCAUACCAACAAAGUGUUGUAUCUAGAGGACGAUGACAUUGCAGUGGUGAAAGGAGGGAAACUUUCCAUCCACAGAAUGAAUCGACAGGCCGGUGAAGAUCCUGUACGGGCCAUCCAAACCCUAAAAAUGGAACUGCAACAGAUAAUGAAAGGAAACUUUGAUUCUUUCAUGCAGAAAGAGAUCUUUGAGCAGCCAGAGUCUGUGGUCAACACAAUGAGAGGCCGCAUUUGUUUUGAUUCCAAAACUGUGGUUCUCGGAGGAUUGAAGGACCAUUUGAAAGAAAUCAAACGCUGCAGACGUCUCAUCGUGAUUGGCUGUGGCACUAGUUUCCAUGCUGGAGUCGCUACCAGACAAGUCCUGGAGGAAUUAACGGAGCUCCCUGUCAUGGUUGAAUUGGCGAGCGACUUCCUGGACCGCAACACACCUGUUUUCAGAGAUGAUGUCUGCUUCUUCAUAAGCCAGUCAGGAGAGACGGCAGACACCUUGAUGGCUUUGCGUUACUGUAAGGAAAGAGGUGCCUUAACAGUGGGCAUAACGAACACUGUGGGAAGCACCAUUUGCAGAGAAACAGACUGUGGAGUCCAUGUCAAUGCUGGACCUGAGAUUGGAGUCGCCAGCACUAAGGCGUACACCAGUCAGUUUGUAGCACUCACAAUGUUUGGCCUUAUGAUGAGUGAGGACAGGCUCUCCCUACAGACUAGAAGACAGGAGAUCAUCAACGGCCUCAAAGAACUACCUGAUCUGAUUAAAAAGGUGUUGGCUCUGGAUGAGAAGAUAAAGCUUAUUGCAGAAGAGCUGUACCAGCAGAGGUCUCUUCUGGUCAUGGGCCGUGGUUUCAAUUAUGCCACAUGCCUCGAGGGGGCACUGAAAAUCAAAGAAAUCACUUACAUGCACUCCGAGGGCAUUCUGGCAGGCGAGUUGAAGCAUGGGCCUUUAGCUCUCAUUGACAAACAUAUGCCAGUCAUCAUGAUCAUCAUGAAGGAUGCCUGCUACACCAAGUGUCAAAACGCCCUACAACAAGUCACUGCUAGAUCGGGCCGGCCCAUCAUCCUCUGUUGUCAGGACGACACUGAUGUGACCAUGAAUGCCUAUCGGACCAUCGAGCUGCCGCGUACUGUCGACUGUCUGCAAGGCAUCCUCAGUGUCAUCCCACUGCAGCUAAUGUCCUUCCAUUUGGCUGUACUGCGAGGAUAUGAUGUUGACUGUCCCAGAAACCUAGCUAAGUCUGUGACGGUGGAAUGAAUACAAGACUCGAAGCACAGAAGAGCAGAAAGGACGCUCUUUGCUUUGUAGCUCAAAUGUGCAAUUCAACUUUCAUAAUGUUUGUUUUUAUGAUUCUGUGUGUGCAUGUGUGCGUAUGUGUGGGAGAGACAAAUGAAAAAGACUAGGUACAUGAACCUUUUUGGGUUUAUUUUUAUCAAAACAAAUGUGAAGUUUAAUCAAUACACUGAUGAGGGAGCACCAGUCCUGUGCUAUUGAGAUUUUGCAUCGAUCGUGAUGAAUUGUGCUUUUUUUCUAUAUCACCAGAUGAGCCAAAAACCCUUUUACAUGCUUCGUAAUAACAUUUUAAAUGCCAAAUAGAAUAAAUUACAAAUGUGCAAUAUGGAGGACUAAAUGUGCAUUAUGAAUACUAGUUCUGACUGAACUUUUUUUUCAUGAUCACUUGCUUAUCUUGCAUCCAAUUAUGGUGAACAGUUAUACAAGAAUAAUGUUUAUUGUUUAAUUUAAAACAAACAUUAUGUUGCUUCUGUUUAACAGAACAUGAUGGUUUGCAAAGUUUAGUUUUAUGCUAUCAUCGCAGCAUGUUAGAAUUCUAAUGGAAACACAAAGUUUUUGUGGUUAAUCAUUAUCAUCAUGACACAUGUAAGGAGUCAUCACUCAACAUUGCUUUUGCCAUUGUUUACAGUUUUUGAGCUGUUUGCUUUAUCGCGAAUAAUGAUAUUUUAUAUUUAUCUGAUUUUACUUUAGGACCUAUAAACAAGAAAUGGUUUAUAAUUGUACCUUUUUUCAAGCCAUGUGUUUUUACAGACAACUUGCUCAAUGAAACGGCAUAAGGAAUACUAUACCAAAUGUGCACUUCAUUUGUU